UUCGCCGUCCGUCCGGUCUAUGCGAGGCGCUGCUCGUUGAACCGAGGAGAUCGGCGUGCGAAAUGGACCCGGGAACGCGCGAUCUGGGGCAACGAUACUGCCUUCGACGCCUACUUUCACAGCUCUGUGUGCUGAUUACGGUCUCAGUCAGUGCGUUGGUCGUUUAAGCACCAUCUACCGUCGCAGCACAGCUUUUUGUGAUCUUGAUCUUGAGGCUGAUGGUAGCCGGUGAGGCAGCUUGUCUCGGCCACCUCGAUGUGAAUCGACGGAUGGCCUCAACAUGGACACUGCCACAGCAAACCUAGAGAUGUGUGGCUAUGAAUAUUUGGAAUGGCCUGCUCGCCUCAACUCAGGCCUGAUUUCUCUUUCGCGAGCAGUACAAAUGUUCUCUCAACUCUUCGUCGCAGUCUACCUCGCGCUCUUCACGGCAGCAACCCCACUGACCGUUCGCAAGAACUCGGUGACAGUGUCGCUAGCCCGUCGCAUCAACGUGAUCGGGUCCAAGACGUUUGUGGAGCUCGACAAAGCGAGAGCAAAGUCCCUCAUGCGAAGUGCCACACAGA
Molecule: messenger RNA, 563 nt
Organism: Phanerochaete carnosa HHB-10118-sp
Lineage: Eukaryota; Fungi; Basidiomycota; Agaricomycetes; Polyporales; Phanerochaetaceae
Exons: 2
Source: RefSeq, a predicted model, not a curated record